Wasmannia auropunctata (little fire ant) is the source of this 1375-nucleotide messenger RNA. RefSeq names its product serine/arginine-rich splicing factor 2 (gene SC35). Gene Ontology annotation, molecular function: RNA binding. The transcript has 4 exons. Bases 199 to 729 code for a protein of 176 amino acids. The record is from RefSeq and is a predicted model, not a curated record. NCBI's taxonomy places the organism in Eukaryota, Metazoa, Arthropoda, Insecta, Hymenoptera, Formicidae.
UGAAUGUCCCCUCCUGGUCAUUCAGUUCGGAGCGGUUCAGAGCAUCCGCCAUCUUUUCUUUGUCAUUCGCUUAUAGACUUUCGGUGAUUUCGAUCGCGGAUUGCAAUUUUCGGGGUGAUCUUGUUCCUGUACAAUCUGUCAACGAAGAUCCCGCGAUUCUAUCACGAGGACCGAGGACGUGACGUUCGAGAAGAAAAGAUGAGUUACGGUAGGCCGCCGCCCCGCAUCGACGGGAUGGUUUCCCUAAAAGUCGACAAUCUCACGUAUAGAACGACGCCGGAAGACUUGAGGCGCGUGUUCGAGCGAUGCGGCGAAGUCGGCGAUAUUUACAUCCCCCGGGAUCGCUUCACGCGCGAGAGCCGCGGCUUUGCGUUCGUCAGAUUUUAUGAUAAGCGCGAUGCUGAAGAUGCAUUAGAUGCCAUGGAUGGAAGGUUGUUGGACGGCAGGGAACUCCGAGUCCAAAUGGCACGCUAUGGACGUCCAACGUCUCCGCAUCGUAGCCGUGGAAGUCGUCGUCGUGGAAGAUCACGCAGUAGAAGUAGAGACCGCAGGCGUUCGCGAUCUCGAUCUCGUAGUAGGUCGCGCAGCCGCGACCGAGAUCGCAGGCGCUCCUACAGCCGUAGCCGUAGUCGCUCCCGUUCGGACAGCAAGAGCUCGCGCGGCAAAUCACGCUCGCGUAGCAAGUCUCAGGACAGGCAAAAAGACAGUCGCUCUAAAUCAAGGGACUGAGCUGAUUGAAGAGUGUGCGAGAGGAUAAGAAUGAGUGCGCGCGUAUCCAACGAGUGCCGAAUAAUCUAUGUUGAGAUUGAAAAAGAAAAAAGGUAUUUCAUUACCCUCUAUAGCAACACUCGCACGCUUCUUCACGUUCUUCUAUCAUUUAAAUACAUACAUGUGUUAAACAGAUAUAUAUAUACUUGAAUCGAUAUUACGUAUUUCAUCAAUUUGAAUACGUGAUUAGUUUCUCUAUAACAUGAAUAUUCCUUUUUUUCUUCUGUGCUUCUUUAUUCGCGCUAGUUUCGUUGUGACAACAGUUAUCACCGCUCCUGUUUCCCGAAAUCAAAUGAUAAGUAAAAUCAAUAGAUUUCUGCUCCGCGUGACAAUCUAACUUUGGAUUGUUCUUCAUAUUUCAAUAAGGAAUUCUAGUUGAUAAAUUUUAUGGUAUAAGACUUAUGUAUUACGUUUCAUAAAAUUAUGAACCUACAUGUAUUCAUUCGCAAUAUUUUUUCAUCGGCGGAGAUUAAUAUUACAAGUUGAAAGCAAAGAGAUCUUUACUAGUAUCUAUUCCUUACCAGUACAUUAUAAUGUUACGCUGGUAAAACUUAGUACACACUUUCAAACAAUAUUGGCAAACAUUGUUUGCGGAUAAAAUUUAAUU